ACCGCGAAAGUUCAUGAAAACUCUCUUUUGCAUGUCGAUUUUUGUUUUUGUAUGUUUUUUUGUUCCCCCUAUUUUUCUGUUAGGGUUUUGGUCGUGUUGAGCACUUGGCAGAUGGAUUUUAUGUCCCGCCAAAAAGUAGAAAUGUUUGAGACAAAGACUGGUUUGCUAAUUGCCAUUCCCUGUAGUUCACACUUCACAGAAUGACCUCGACGCCUUUCUUCAACGCCCUUCGAGCCUCCUCUUCAAUCUCGUGGAAACAGACUGGUAAGCUUCAGCAAACACUGGCAUCGGUAAUCGAGAAGUCAGGAACAGCGCUCCAUUCCGGCGCGUUUUCGACGGCAAAGCUGUUCCCAGCGAAGGCUGGGGAAGGGAGGUUCUUCAUUUGUGGUGAUCGUCGGUCAAGAAUCCCUGCUUCAAUCGAUUUCGUUACAGAUACUACCCUCUGCACGACGUUGUGCAAAGACGGAAUUAGGAUUCGAACGGUUGAGCACUUGCUUUCGGCUUUGGAGGGCAUUGGGGUGGAUAAUUGUCGGAUUGAGAUUGAUGGGUCGGAUGAGGUUCCUUUAUUGGAUGGAUCAGCACAAGAAUGGGUUGAAGCAAUAAAGAAAGUCGGUUUGUGCAUGGCAAAAGAUUCCAAUGGCAACAACAUGGGAAAAAUGGCACCUUUUCUUCAUGAACCUGUGCAUGUGUGGAAUAAUGAUUCUUUCAUAGCUGCAUUCCCUUCUUCAAAAGUUCACAUCACUUACGGGAUAGCUUUUCCACAGGUGCCUGCUAUUGGCUACCAGUGGUUCUCUUCUUUUCCCCUGGAUGACUCUUUCUAUGCGAAACAAAUAGCAUCUUCACGAACCUUCUGCAUUUAUGAGGAGGUGGAGAGAUUACGCAAAGCUGGAUUGAUUCAAGGGGGUUCGGCAGACAAUGCCCUUGUUUGUAGUGCCAGCAAAGGUUGGUUGAAUCCACCAUUGCGUUUCCAAGAUGAACCUUGUCGCCAUAAGGUUUUAGAUCUCGUGGGGGACUUUUCUCUUCUUGCACAGAACGGUAAUCAAGGGCUUCCAGUUGCACAUAUUGUUGCUUACAAGGGUGGUCAUUCGUUGCAUGCUUCAUUUGUACGAGGUUUGUCAGGUUUCUGUUGAGUAUGAAUGGCCAUCUGGGUAUUGUUUUAACAGUGCAGGUUGAGGCUCCUGCGUGUGUGCUGAUUUUGACGCCACAGACCAUUACCGUAAACCCGAAGACCUGCUACAGCCAGAGAAGCUGGACAUGGAUUGUACAUCUUAAAAUGUGAUACUGUCAAACAGCUGUAGAGUUGGUUAGCAUGGCAUUUGGAUCCAGAACUCUAAUUACAUCGACAUCUCAUGAUCUAUUUUAUACUUUCUCUAGAAAAGUGGUUCAUCGCUCUUUUAUUCCUCUUUAACUAAAUUUGCCAAUGUGUAUCGCGCGGAGUGCAACCUUGGCCAAAAAAAUAGGAGUUUCACUAAAUCUCUCACCAAAAUAUUGUCUGCUUUCUUUUUUGUAGAAAUAAAAGCUGCCUUUUGUCACA
This is a messenger RNA of Macadamia integrifolia, 1534 nucleotides long. Its product is annotated as probable UDP-3-O-acyl-N-acetylglucosamine deacetylase 1, mitochondrial. Bases 201 to 1130 code for a protein of 309 amino acids. The transcript is spliced from 7 exons. Gene Ontology annotation, biological process: lipid A biosynthetic process. Lineage: Eukaryota; Viridiplantae; Streptophyta; Magnoliopsida; Proteales; Proteaceae. The record is from RefSeq and is a predicted model, not a curated record.